AUGGUGGGGUCUAUUCCAGAGAGCCCACUGCCUCCCCCACACUCCCUGCUGCCGAUGCCAGUUCCAGUGUUACAGACGGUCUGGUUUGUGCUGCAUCAGAGGUUUCUGCCAAGCGGAUUCCUGUAUGGGGUCCCUGCCUCUGUCAUCACUCCUCGAGUGUCGUCGCCAGCGCAGCCACCACUGCACCUGAUGCCACAGCCAUCGCCACCUCUGUUGCUGGGUCCUGUGCGGCCGUCAUCUCCGACGGUUCCACUCACGCCUCUGGCGCCGACUGCUGACCUUGACAAGGACAUCACUGUGGACAUACUGUCCCCAUUCUGCCCUAUGGCCUCUCACGAGAGGGGAGAUGGCACACCAAAAUGCCCCCUCACCACUUCCGCCCAUACUCACUGGUACCUGCCUGCCACAUGCGGCAGCAGCCACCAGUGUCAGGAGAUGAAAUGGAUAUAA
Molecule: messenger RNA, 450 nt
Organism: Schistocerca americana (American grasshopper)
Lineage: Eukaryota; Metazoa; Arthropoda; Insecta; Orthoptera; Acrididae
Product: amelogenin, X isoform-like
Exons: 1
Coding region: 1-450 (149 amino acids)
Source: RefSeq, a predicted model, not a curated record